Gigantopelta aegis is the source of this 1502-nucleotide messenger RNA. RefSeq names its product ATP synthase mitochondrial F1 complex assembly factor 2-like. The record is from RefSeq and is a predicted model, not a curated record. Gene Ontology annotation, biological process: mitochondrial proton-transporting ATP synthase complex assembly. Lineage: Eukaryota; Metazoa; Mollusca; Gastropoda; Neomphalida; Peltospiridae. The transcript is spliced from 8 exons. The coding region runs from base 22 to 876 and encodes 284 amino acids. Gene Ontology annotation, cellular component: mitochondrion.
GCAGCGCCCAUUUUAUGCACGAUGCGACAAUCUUGGUCUUUUCUUUUAUCGUCUUGUCACAUAAAUGUUUGUUUGAGGCAAUGCAAGCAAAUGUUUCAAAAACGCAACACACAUUCUUCCUUUAGAGAAUUAAAAAAAUUCUACAAAAAUGCUUCGAUUACUACUUCUCAAGGCUGGUAUGAAAUAAAUUUGGACAAAAGAAAGCUCCGUACGCCAGGCGGAAAGAUCUUCCAAGUUCCGAAUGAAGCUCUAGCUUUAGCUGUUGCAACAGAAUGGAAUAAACAGAAAACACACAUCAGACAACAUACGAUGCACCUGACAUCUUUGUGUAACACAGCUAUAGAUAACCCCAUGCAUCGAACUAGAGAAAGUUUAAUGGAAUCAAUCAUCCACUUUUUAGAAACAGACACAAUAUGUUACAGAUUAACAGAACCACCGCAGUUGUAUGAACUGAUGUGCAAUGAAUGGGAUCCUUUGUUACACUGGGCAAAAGACAGACACGGUAUUGAGAUAGAGCCCACAACAGGAAUCGCGACACCAGGCGUAUCUCCUCAGACAGUUGAAACCAUCCGGCGACACUUAAUGUCGUACAGCGACUGGGCACUGUUCGGUUACGACUAUGCAGUUGAUGCUAUCAAGUCACUCAUCAUAAUAAUGGCGUUGUUGGAUAGAGAAAUCAGUAUUGACAAAGCUGUUAACUUGGCAAGAUUGGAGCUAGAAUUUCAGAUACAGAAAUGGGGCAAUGUAGAGUGGCACCAUGACCUUGACCUAUAUGAACUAAGAACAAGACUUUCGGCAUCCACACUGUUUAUUCACUGGUCCAAUGAGAACAGCUCCAUCAAGGAAAAGGCUUCUCUCGCAAAACAGUUUGUUUAAUGAUGAUGGCUAUUUCAUAUUUAUUAAACUGUGAUGUUUGUAAUUAUAGCAAACUAAUUGAUAGACGAAAUAUUUAACAACGGUUUAAUGUAUUCAGGACAUGGAGGAAUGUCAAUAAACUCAAAAUACUUUAUUAUUGGCCUCCAUAGUGCAGUGGUUAGAUAGUGCAAAUGAAAGUUGCUAGGUACUAGGACUGCACUCUAGUAGCAAGUCCAAAACUUAGUGAGGACAGUAACUAAACCAGCUUCUCCCUCACUGAUUAUUAAGUAUUAGAAUAAAGUGAAUUAACCUAAUUUCAUUGCUAUUCAGAUCUGUCAGUUUGAUGGUCUGGGGGGAUAAAAAUACAUGUAUUUCAGGACCUGAUCCUGUUGGAUUGGGUGGGAGGGGGUGAAUUUUGAACACAGCAUUUCAAACCUUCUGAACAGAGUAACAGGGAAAAGUGAGGGCCAUAGCCUCUGCUGGCCCCCGCCCCUCCCUCCACUCCAUGGUCCAUGUAGUUUAGCAUUAAAGCCGCACACCCUAGUUCCAUCUAGCGAAAAUAAAUUAUAAUUUGGUUAAUCUACAAACCUGUAACACACUUAGAUCACGUUUUUAUCAAAUGGAGUGAAAAAGCAGGUUUUAUAUCG